AAAUCACAAAUUAAUUUAUUUAAAUUCCACAAAAUCAAACAAAUCAUCGAAAAGGGACCCUUUUUGCAGCAUUUAAUUUAACAAUGAUAGAAUCAUCAUUUUUGCUAGAAUAAUAAGAUGAAAAAACAAUAACAGGAAAAAAGGGACAAACUUCAUCAUGACAAGAAUCACCAUUACCUUAUUCAUCUUGUUCCUCAAAAUAUGCUUGUUUUUUCCCACCAUUUCUGCUUUGAACCAAGAAGGCCUUUCUCUUCUCGCAUGGCUUUCGACCUUCGACUCUUCCUCCUCCGCCACCUUCUUCUCUUCAUGGAAUUCCACCGACCGGAAUCCAUGCGGGUGGGAUUUCAUUAAAUGUAAUAAUCAAGAAUUCGUGUCUGAAAUCACCAUCACUUCCAUCUAUCUCCCCACUAGAUUCCCGAACGAGGUUUUAUCCUUCGACUUCCUCGAGAUUCUCGUUCUCUCAAACGGAAACCUCACCGGAGAAAUUCCGUCCUCGGUCGGAAACUCUUCCUCCCUCGUGACAUUGGACCUCAGUUACAACAAUCUGACAGGGACGAUACCACCCGAAAUCGGGAAACUGUCGGCUUUGCAGCAGUUAUCGUUGAAUUCUAACCACUUGCAGGGAGGAAUACCGAAAGAGAUAGGGAACUGCACACAACUGCAGGAGCUUGAGCUGUAUGACAACCAAAUUUCUGGGAAUAUCCCCACGGAGAUCGGGCGGUUAACCGUUCUUGAAAUCUUUCGAGCAGGUGGCAACCUCGGAAUUGAUGGGGAAAUUCCGGCUCAGUUAUCGAACUGUAAAAAGCUGCAAUUUUUAGGUCUUGCAGAUACUGGGAUCACAGGCGAGAUUCCUCGUAGUUUUGGAGAAUUAAAGAAUCUCGUGACACUUUCUGUGUACACAGGAAAUCUCAGCGGCGAAAUCCCUCCGGAACUCGGAAAUUGCUCGAGUUUAGAGGAUUUGUUCCUCUAUCAAAACGGAAUCUCCGGUGAGAUUCCGGAAGAAAUCGGCUUCCUCAAAAACCUCAAGAGGCUUUUAUUGUGGCAGAACAAUCUCAGAGGAACAAUCCCUGGAUCUCUCGGUAACUGCUCGAGUUUGACGGUGAUUGAUUUCUCGAUGAAUUUCCUGUCGGGAGAAAUUCCUCAGUCUCUUCGAAGCGUAGGCUUACUCGAGGGGCUUCUCUUGUCGGACAAUCACAUCAGUGGCGUAAUACCUCAAUACAUUGGCAAUUUCUCCAACUUGAGGCAACUUGAAUUGGACAACAAUUACAUUUCUGGCGAAAUUCCAUCGAAUAUCGGGCUGCUAAAAGAACUCUCUCUCUUCUUCGCCUGGAAAAAUCAGCUCCGCGGGAAUAUACCAGACGAGCUAGCAAAUUGCAAGAAACUCGAAGAUCUUGACCUGUCUAAUAACUACCUCACUGGCUCGGUUCCGAAAUCUCUUUUCAAUCUCAGGAAUUUAACCAAGCUGCUUUUGAUUUCGAAUCGACUUUCCGGUAGAAUCCCAGCUGAAAUCGGCAAUUGCACCAGCUUAAUCCGGCUCAGACUAGGAUCAAACAGGUUAGACGGUGAAAUCCCCUCGGAAAUCAGGACGCUCGAGAGUUUAAGGUUUCUUGAGCUGUCUGAAAAUCAGCUAACCGGAGAAAUCCCUUCGGACAUAGGAAACUGCAAACAGCUGGAGAUGGUCGAUCUGCAUGGAAACAAGCUUACAGGAACGAUCCCUCUCUCUUUCGUCUCUCUUCUUGGUCUUAACGUGUUGGAUCUUUCCAUCAAUGAGAUAUCAGGCGAUAUCCCACAAAGCAUAGGUAACCUCACAUCACUGAACAAGCUUGUGCUGAGUGGUAAUAACAUCUCUGGUCCAAUUCCUCAAUCACUAGGCCUCUGUAAGGAUUUGCAGUUGCUUGAUAUAAGCAACAACAGGCUCAGCGGUUCGAUCCCGGAUGAGAUUGGCCGUUUAGAAGAACUAGACAUACUCUUGAACUUGAGUUCGAAUUAUUUAACAGGAGAAAUCCCGAAAAGCUUUUCGAAUUUUUCAAACCUGGCCAACAUGGACAUCUCCCACAACAUGUUUGUAGGAAGCUUGCAAGUCCUAGGCAAUCUAGACAAUCUUGUCUCUUUGAAUGUUUCGUACAACGAUUUUUCGGGCACGAUUCCAAAUACCAAGUUCUUUCAGGGGCUUCCUAAUGGGACAUUUGCUGGUAAUAAGGAUCUCUGUUUCAACAAGAACAAGUGCAACCUCAGUGAAGGCACAAAUAAACGGACAUCUGCCAGAAAUCUUACUAUAUUCGUCUUGCUCACUGUCGUUGCUUUCAUUAUGGUAACUGCAGGAGUAAUAUUAUACAAAAGAGCACGAGACACCACGUUCGAGAAAAACGACGAAGAAGGAGGGAUUAAUUGGGAUUUCACCCCAUAUCAAAAGCUCAACUUCUCGGUCGAAGAUGUGGUGAUAAAGCUUUCCGAUUCCAACAUUGUGGGAAGAGGCGGCUCGGGUAUUGUUUACCGAGUCGAGACACCAAUGGGUCAAGUUGUUGCAGUGAAGAGACUGUGGCCGAAGAAUAGAGGGGAGAUUCCUCAGAGGGACUUGUUCUCGGCAGAAGUCACAACACUAGGAUCAAUAAGGCAUAAAAACAUAGUAAAGCUGCUAGGUUGUUGUGACAAUGGCGAAACAAGAUUGCUCUUGUUCGACUACAUAAGUAACGGCAGUUUGGCAGGAUUGCUCCACGAGAAGAAAAUAUUCCUGGAUUGGGAUACGAGGUACAACAUCGUAAUGGGAGCUGCCCAAGGAUUGGCUUAUCUUCACCAUGACUGUGUCCCACCGAUAGUUCACCGAGAUAUCAAGACCAACAACAUUCUGGUCGGUCCACUCUUCGAGGCUUUUCUCGCAGAUUUCGGUCUGGCAAAGCUUGUAAGUUCUUCAGACACUUCAAGAGCUUCAGACAUUGUAGCAGGAUCGUAUGGCUACAUAGCUCCUGAAUAUGGAUACAGCUUGAAAAUUACGGAGAAAAGUGACGUGUAUAGCUACGGAAUUGUACUCCUAGAGGUGUUAACAGGAAUGGAACCAACUGAUCCUACAAUCCCAGAUGGGAAAAACCUCGUUUCUUGGGUUUACGAAGAGCUUCGAACAGAACACAGAGAUUUCACAUCAAUUGUCGAUCAACAGCUACUCCUACAGUCGGGCACACAGACAGAAGAGAUGCUUCAAGUACUAGGAAUAGCUCUUCUGUGUGUGAGCCCUUGUCCGGACGAAAGACCUACAAUGAGGGAUGUAAUCGCCAUGCUGGACGGAAUCAAACAUGAGAAUGAGGAGUUUGAGAAACCGAGAAAAGAAGCGAGCUCAAACCAGAGGCCACCAGUUCAGUGUAGAAGUUUUACCAGGCUAUCUAAACCUCUGAUCAGAUCACCUCCUCAUUCCCAAUAGGCAGUUCCUGCUCUACCCCCAUGCUGUAAUACCUAGUUCUUCAGUUCAUUCUUUUUUAAGCUGUAAUGAAAUUGUAUAGGUUCUUUGUGUAACAAGUUCGGUUUAAAUUACAUUAAAGAUUAUACAUUUUUUUCAUUGUUA
This is a messenger RNA of Erythranthe guttata (spotted monkey flower), 3553 nucleotides long. RefSeq lists its product as uncharacterized. The record is from RefSeq and is a predicted model, not a curated record. Gene Ontology annotation, molecular function: ATP binding; protein binding; protein kinase activity. Gene Ontology annotation, biological process: protein phosphorylation. Lineage: Eukaryota; Viridiplantae; Streptophyta; Magnoliopsida; Lamiales; Phrymaceae.